Messenger RNA from Phytophthora infestans T30-4, 1261 nucleotides. RefSeq lists its product as uncharacterized. Lineage: Eukaryota; Oomycota; Peronosporomycetes; Peronosporales; Peronosporaceae. Bases 107 to 1261 code for a protein of 384 amino acids. The transcript is spliced from 4 exons. The record is from RefSeq and is a predicted model, not a curated record.
AGCGCCCAAGAUCGACCAGGACGCUCCUGUAGACGCUGCACCGCCCGUGUUCUGUCUCGACUUGGGCGUGGAAAUCGCAUUCCCCAGUCGCGACGUGGUGGACGCGAUGGGCAGCGAGACACAAGCGUCCGCCGGUAGUGGCUGUCUUCGCAGCUCACCUAUGAACGCGGUUAUGGGCCACUUAAAAUCGUCCUUAAGGACAUAUUCACUACACGCAGUGGACUGCGUCUUCGAGCCGAUGGACGUCGAAUCGUCCACCAUCGCGCUGAUGGGCAUUGCGUCGCUAUGUUCGAGGUCCAAUAUGGACGUCGAAGAGGACAUGGACACCUGGGGACGUGAAGCGAAGCGCCAAGUGGACCAAUUAUUCGAAACCGAGAAGAGAAUCUCCUUGGAUCAAACUACUGGAAUGGUCCGACACGUACCGAUCUCUCCCGCUUAUGAACUACCCACUAGUGGCAGUGGAUUGCCACAGUUUAUACUAGGCGAGACGGUGAUUUGGUCUGACAAUGAAGGAGAGAAACAGGAAGCAAAGGACCAAAGUUUCUUCACACAUGUACAGUUGCAUGUCAAGAAUGACGGGAAGACGCCGUUGCAUUUGUAUCGACUUACAUUGGUGGAGAAGAGCCAAGAACCUGUAGAACAGGGCUUCGUACUGCCCUUAGUAGCCCCGGCAGUGGUGCAGCCAGACACGAGUGAGGUCGUGUCGUUCAAGGCGAUUACUGGCGCUGCAGUGGACGCGUCGAAGAGCUAUUUGCUGUAUAUUUCGCACAGUGGCUUCCGCUCACAUGUGUUUGAAGUUGGAUCUAUGGCAAUUGCGGUGGCGGUGGGGCUUGCGGUGACGUUGUAUAUUCGACGCAAGAGACCGAGCGUUCGUCUCAUGGGCCAUGUGGCAACUAGCUGUCUCAGAUCGCCGAGUAAAACAGGAGGAACGGGAGGUCGAACCUCAGCCAAACCGAUUUCAAACCGUGUAGCUUCCAGUCGCGCUGCGAUAUCAGAAAGAGGAGAAGACCAUAUUGAAAUGGAGAGAAUGCCUGCAAUCACUAUGAAGUGGAGAGCACCGCCACCGCCGAUUCAAAGCUCUGAUACUGGAACCAACAAGACAUCACUAGCCAUCCCGAGAGCGCUGGAAACACAUAAGCUGCUCUUGGAUCUCGACCGCAAAGCCAGACUUCAUCCGAAACGCUUUGAAAGCAUGUGGGACGAAUACGUCGAGAGAGCGAACUACCUGACACCAACCGACCAGACUCCGACACGUUACUGA